Alexandromys fortis (reed vole) is the source of this 5041-nucleotide messenger RNA. RefSeq names its product testis expressed 2 (gene Tex2). The record is from RefSeq and is a predicted model, not a curated record. The transcript has 13 exons. Lineage: Eukaryota; Metazoa; Chordata; Mammalia; Rodentia; Cricetidae. Gene Ontology annotation, molecular function: lipid binding. Gene Ontology annotation, cellular component: endoplasmic reticulum. The coding region runs from base 330 to 3722 and encodes 1130 amino acids.
GGGGGCGGGCGGGCGGCAGCACGGCGGCCCCUGCCAGAACCCGAGCGGGAGCCGGAGCCGAGGCGGCCGCAGAGAACGGGCGCCGGCGCAGUAGGAUGAGGCAGCCAGCGGAUCCAGGGCCAGAAGAGGGCACCAAACCUCUUUACAGAUGGUUGUGAACCACCACAUGGUUGCCGGGAAUUGAACUCAGGACCUUUGGAAGAGCAGGCAGUGCUCUUAACCACUGAGCCAUCUCUCCAGCCCAGCACUAGAGAGAUUGAGGCAGAAGGAUUGCUAUGAGUUUGAGACCAGUCAAGACUACACAAGCCUGAGCCCUUGUGAAGCUGGCAAUGACAAGUCUGAAUGGUCGCCAUGCCGAGAAAACCAUUGACAUGCCAAAACCAUCAGCCCCCAAAGUGCACGUACAGAGGUCCGUGUCCCGAGAUACCAUCGCCAUUCAUUUCUCGGCAUCCGGGGAGGAAGAGGAGGAAGAGGAGGAGGAGUUCAGGGGGUACCUGGAGGAGGGGCUAGAUGACCAAAGCAUUGUAACAGGGCUUGAAGCCAAGGAGGACCUGUAUCUUGAACCCCACGGUGGCCAUGACCCUGUGGGCCCUGCUGCCGCGACCAUCCCGGCAGAUGGACUGUUUGUAUCUGAGGGCCCUGCCAUUUUGCCCAUCUCUGAGAACACUGUAAAGCUGCUGGAGCCCCCUGCUCCGGCAGUGCAAGUAUUAAGUACAGUGCCACUGGCUCUGUCCCCAGGGUCGUCUUCAUCUGGGCCCUUAGCUAGCUCUCCCAGUGUGUCAUCCCUCUCUGAGCAGAAAACCAGCUCUUCGUCCCCAUUGUCUUCUCCUUCCAAGUCCCCUGUCCUUUCAUCCAGUGCCUCGUCCUCCGCGCUUUCCAGUGCUAAGCCCUUCAUGAGCCUGGUGAAGUCCCUGUCAACCGAGGUGGAGCCAAAAGAGUCCCCCCACCCCCCACGGCACAGGCACCUGAUGAAGACCCUGGUCAAGUCCCUGUCCACAGACACCUCCCGUCAGGAGUCGGAUACCGUGUCCUAUAAGCCCCCUGACUCCAAACUCAAUCUGCACCUGUUCAAACAGUUCACACAGCCACGGAACACAGGUGGAGACUCCAAGACUGCGCCUUCUUCCCCACUGACUUCGCCCUCUGACACCCGCUCCUUUUUUAAAGUGCCCGAAAUGGAGGCGAAAAUCGAAGACACUAAACGACGCCUUUCCGAAGUCAUCUAUGAGCCCUUCCAGCUCCUCAGCAAAAUCAUCGGGGAGGAAAGUGGCAGCCACAGGCCCAAAGCCUUAUCUUCAAGUGCUUCAGAACUCUCCAACCUGUCCAGUUUGAAUGGGCACUUGGAAAGCAAUAACAACUACAGCAUCAAGGAGGAAGAGUGUGACUCCGAGGGGGACGGCUACGGCAGUGACUCCAACACUCCCAGGAGUGAACCCUCGAAGCCCACCGAGGAAGCUGGGAAGGAAGAAGAGCCUAAGGGAUCCCAGGGGAGCAGUCUGAAGGAUUUAGGCCUGAAGACAAGUUCUCUCGUGCUUGAGAAAUGUUCUCUGUCUGCCUUAGUGAGCAAAGAGGACGAAGAGUUCUGUGAACUGUACGCUGAGGACUUUGAGCUGGAGCCUGAGGGCGAGGGGAGACUUGAUAAGCCCCGAGAUGUCCCCCUCAAGCCAGAGGUGCUUGCCGAUGAUGGCUUGGUUCUGGACAGCGAGGACGAAGCUGACUCAGCCACCCAGCACCAGGAGUUACCAGUGAAGACGUUGGGCUUCUUUAUAAUGUGUGUGUAUGCGUACCUCAUCCUCCCCCUCCCCUACUAUGUGAGCGGGCUCUUCCUGGGCAUUGGCCUUGGGUUCAUGACUGCUGUUUGCGUGAUCUGGUUUUUUACACCACCAAGUGCUCAUAAAUACCACAAAUCACAUAAAACUCUGCAACACUGGAACACAAGAUCCUUGGAUAUCAAAGAGCCUGAAAUACUGAAGGGGUGGAUGAAUGAGAUUUACAACUAUGAUCCAGAAACGUACCACGCCACGUUGACGCACUCAGUCUAUGUCCGGCUUGAGGGUGGCACCUUAAGGCUUUCAAAACCCAACAAAAACAUAUCCAGGAGGGCAAGCUACAAUGAGACAAAGCCAGAGGUCACCUACAUCAGCCAGAAAAUCUACGACCUCACAGACAGCAAGAUUUAUCUUGUACCUAAAAGUCUGGCUCGCAAACGAAUCUGGAAUAAAAAGUACCCCAUUUGCAUUGAACUUGGUCGGCAAGAUGACUUUAUGUCCAAGGCUCAGACGGACAGGGACACUUAUGAGGAGAAGCCACCUGCUGAGAAAGAGCUGGCAAGUGAAGACCUUAAGAAGCCACCCCAGCCUCAAGAGGGGACAAAGUCUAGCCAGAGAGACCCGAUACUGUAUCUCUUUGGGAGAACUGGCCGGGAAAAAGAAGAGUGGUUUAGGAGGUUCAUCCUGGCAUCUAAGCUGAAGUCAGACCUCAGGAAGCAGGCUGGUGUUUCUGGAAGUAAAUCAGGGCUUUUGCCCACCCACAGCAGACACAGCAGUCCCUCGGGGCACCUGACCCAUAGCCGAAGCAGCAGCAAAGGCAGCGUGGAGGAGAUGAUGUCCCAGCCAAAACAGAAGGAGCUGGUGGGCAGCGUGCGGCAGAAGGUGCUUCUGGACUACAGUGUGUACAUGGGCAGGUGUGUGCCCCAGGACGACCGAAGCCCCCACAGGAGCCCUGUGCAGAGUGCGGAGAGCAGCCCCACAGCUGGGAAGAAGUUGCCAGAAGCCCCACCCUCUGAGGAGGAAGAACAAGAAGCCUGGGUGAAUGCCUUGCUUGGAAGAAUAUUUUGGGACUUCUUAGGCGAGAAAUACUGGUCUGAUCUAGUGUCGAAGAAAAUCCAGAUGAAACUUAGCAAAAUUAAGCUCCCCUACUUUAUGAAUGAGCUAACGCUGACAGAACUUGACAUGGGUGUGGCUGUGCCAAAAAUUCUUCAGGCCUUCAAGCCUUAUGUUGAUCACCAAGGACUCUGGAUUGAUUUGGAAAUGUCUUACAACGGGUCCUUUCUGAUGACUCUCGAGACCAAAAUGAACUUGACCAAACUAGGUAAAGAGCCUCUUGUUGAAGCCCUGAAGGUUGGAGAAAUUGGCAAAGAAGGUUGUAGGCCCAGGGUAUACUGUCUGGCUGACAGUGAUGAAGAAUCCUCCAGUGCCGGCUCCUCUGAGGAAGAUGAUGCUCCAGAGCCCAGUACUGGGGACAAACAGCUGCUCCCUGGGGCUGAAGGGUAUGUUGGAGGUCAUCGAACAAGUAAGAUUAUGAGGUUUGUUGAUAAAAUUACGAAGUCAAAAUAUUUCCAAAAAGCAACGGAGACAGAAUUCAUUAAAAAGAAGAUUGAGGAGGUCUCUAAUACACCCCUGCUGCUAACCGUGGAAGUGCAAGAAUGUCGAGGGACCUUGGCGGUCAACAUUCCACCACCCCCGACGGACCGGAUAUGGUAUGGUUUCCGGAAGCCACCAUAUGUGGAGCUGAAAGCUCGGCCAAAACUUGGAGAGAGAGAAGUGACUUUAGUUCAUGUGACGGAGUGGAUAGAGAAGAAACUGGAGCAAGAGUUCCAGAAAGUUUUUGUCAUGCCAAACAUGGAUGAUGUUUAUAUCCCUAUAAUGCACUCGGCCAUGGACCCUCGCUCCACUUCCUGCAUCAUGAAAGACCCCCCUGUGGAGGCCUCCGACCAGCUGUGAUGAAUGAAAAUGGGACAUUCCCAGUAUUAUGAGACCUAGCUCGAGGGGUGAGAUUUGUGGCUGCCACCUGUGCUGUGGGGCUGGCCUUUGCUGGUCCACAGCCACUGUCUCUUAAGGACUGCUUCUGCCCUCUGCCCGCGGUGCCCAUUCCACUGUGAGGUGCCGCUCCCUGCAUCCAUUGACCAGUGUCUGGUUUGUCUGUUGUAAAGCUGUAACUGGCAAAGGAGACUGGAAGAACCGUCGUGGUGGAGCCAGAAGUUAUAGUUGACUAACACCGUGGCUUGCUUUUUUUUUUUAAAAAAAAAAAAAAAAAACCUAGCAGGUUUUGUGGCAGCAAAUGAGCGCAUUUGGAGCAAAGCUGACAACUGGAAGGCUCCCCUUGCCUCUUGUCUCCUCCAGAGCUUUUCCUCAGGCAGCUGGUGCACAAUGGAACAUUUUUCCACUCUACACUUUGUACGCAUGAUUGCAGCCCUCCACACUUGGAGAAUGUCAUUGUGGUAACCUGUGUAGAGUGUGGUUUUGUGAGCCAUUUCAUCGGUGGUAAAGUUUGGCAUAGCAACUUUUUUUCAAUAUUAAAUUGUACAUUUUGGAAGCAAGUAGCCAUAGGACACACACACCCACAAACAAACACUUUCAGCUGGGGUGGGGACAGUGGGUUCCAUGUGAACAUCAGGCAAAGCCAUGACAUCAAACCAUCCCAAAUGAGGUACAAUCACCUUGCUUCUAACCAAUCCUGAUUAUUUUCUAGAGACAUGAGCAUAUGUGACAAUGUCAAACACUGCACAGUGACUGAUUGUUCCUCCCUGGUACUGAUAGGAUGGGCCAGAAAGCCAGAGCCAAGCUGUCCUUUUCUGGUUUUUCUGUGUGCUCCUAGAAGCCUCAUGUAGGACGGGAGGGCCUUAUUCAUCUAACUGGUUUGGGAGGUUUGCGGGCAGUCCCCUUCUCUGAAGGCCAGAGGAGGACUGUUCUUUCCUUUCUAGUCAGCGUCAAGCACUACAUCUCCAUGUGCACUGUGACUUUUUUUUAAUGUUGCCAACUUAAGUUUGUGCAUUUGUGUCAGAAUGUUUAGUUUACAAAUUUGGGGGCUCUAAUUUGCUUUGAGAAAACCUAAUACAAUUUUGUUUGUUUAAAGCUGCAUCCAAUGUCAAAAUUACCUUGGGUAACUUUUGAUAAUUUAAUGUCUGUGGACAAAGCUAAAUAGUGUUUUUUUUAAAACAGCACCUUGCCUGAAGAUGACUUUAAAAAGAAAUUAAUAUAUUAAAAAAUAUAUUUGAACCUUUGAUUAUUUUAAUCAUCCCAUUAAAACAUGACAAAUUUGA